AUGAUGUGGAUGAGCGUGCAUUAUUGCUGUCUUGACGCACAAUCUCGUAGAAAAAGCGGGGAGCGCGGAAAUAAGAUUCUCUUCCCACAAGAUAUUUCGUUCGGCACGAUAUCCGCGGCAUACCUCCUGCGGGCGGCGAGGCUCGUCGUCGUAUACGACAGGGAGCUCAGGCGCAAGUUCCAGCGACUAGUCAAGCCUUCAGUCCAGCGAAAAGCCAUGGCCGCCGCCCUCGUGCCCUGCUGCUUGAUCGCUCUUGUAGUCCAGCUCAGAUUUGCGGGGGCAAGAAGCAACGCGGGCCAAUGCCUCUUCUUCGACGAAAGAUGGAGCUUUUUCUUUCCGACAACCUUGCUGUAUCUGAUGGCGAUGGCGGCGAUGGCGAACAAGCUGAAAAACACCAACGACGCGUUUAAGAUCAGGGACGAAAUCUGCUACGUGUGCGUGGCGACGGCGAUCACUUCAGCAACAAGAACAGUACACACCUCAUUGGCACAUACAACCUGGUGGGGCGAUUUGGACGAGACGUUUCCUCCAACGGUGAACGACCUUGGGGCAUGUUCGGCAGUGCUGUACAUCAGCUUUUACCGGCCGCUGAAGGCUUUCUAUGGGGUGGGUAGCCAUCGAUCCCUCCACGGAAUCCACGCCGCCCGGCGAAUAUACUCGGGGGACGACGAGGAAGAGGAACACUUUCACAACAGGCAGCAGGCCGAUAAGGGGGGUGGGGGCUGGGGGGACGAAAGAAAGCCGGAGACGUGGGGGGUGCUCCAGAUGCUCCGGAACGGGACCCUGCGAGGCCUGCUCAUCAACUUCUGCGAGGAGUCCCUGUGCGGCGAGAGCGUCGACUUCCUCGUGGACGUGACCAUCAACUACGAGAGCCUGAGCGACCCAGACGAGCAGUUCGGAGCGCUGUCGGACAUCGUGGAGAACUACCUCGCCGAGGGCUCGGCCAACGAGGUCAAUGUCAGCAACGCCUACAGGAACGCCGCGGCCUUGUGGCUGACCAAGCGCGAAGAGUUUCUCGCGCUGGAGGAGGAGACUAGGGCGCACGUCCUGGAUCUACAGCGUGACGAAAUAGCCAAGAUGCUCGCGGAGAACCUCCUGGUGAAGUUCAAGCAAGCGCCGUUGACCGUCGCGGCGAUGCGUGCAUUGAAGGAGGUGGCAGCGGGCGAGAACACGUUGUUUGGGGAGGAAGGCAGCGAAGUCGAAGACGAGGGCAUGCGGAUCAUGCUCCAGGCGUCUGCGGCGGCAGAGGUGGCCAGAAUCCAACGCAUCACCCGCGUCGGAGGCGACAACAUCAUCGGAAGCCCCGGGGGAGGGGUCGGAGGGCUAAAUUCCAGACCGCUGAUGGGGAACGAUCCGAGGGGAGACCGCCAAUCCAGCUUCGAAGACGUCAGCUUCGACGGCAGCGGCUCUUUCACGAUGUACUCGGUCGACACCUAA
Messenger RNA from Ectocarpus siliculosus, 1437 nucleotides. The record is from the annotation of a GenBank genome assembly. NCBI's taxonomy places the organism in Eukaryota, Phaeophyceae, Ectocarpales, Ectocarpaceae.